This is a messenger RNA of Penicillium odoratum, 2370 nucleotides long. It is a transcript of the gene cef1, whose product is annotated as putative cell division control protein (Cdc5). The coding region runs from base 1 to 2370 and encodes 789 amino acids. The record is from RefSeq and is a predicted model, not a curated record. The transcript is spliced from 4 exons. Lineage: Eukaryota; Fungi; Ascomycota; Eurotiomycetes; Eurotiales; Aspergillaceae. Gene Ontology annotation, biological process: mRNA splicing, via spliceosome. Gene Ontology annotation, cellular component: Prp19 complex; spliceosomal complex.
AUGCCGGUCGUCAAAGGAGGUGUUUGGACUAAUAUUGAGGAUGAAGUGCUUCGUGCAGCUGUCUCCAAAUAUGGUCUCAAUCAAUGGGCUCGAGUCUCCUCUCUCCUCGCUCGGAAGACGCCGAAGCAAUGCAAAGCGCGCUGGAUAGAGUGGUUAGACCCUGGCAUUCGCAAGGUCGAGUGGUCGCGAGAGGAAGAUGAGAAGCUUUUGCAUCUUGCCAAGCUGAUGCCAACACAAUGGCGUACCAUCGCUCCGAUCGUCGGUCGCACCGCAACACAAUGUCUUGAACGAUACCAAAAACUUUUGGACGAGGCCGAAGCUCGUGAGAAUGAUGAGCUUGGAUUGGGGGGUCCUGAGGGUGGAGAAACAGCUGCUCCUAGUGCGGAUGAUGUUCGCCGUUUACGCCCUGGUGAGCUAGAUCCCGACCCGGAAUCGAAGCCUGCGCGCCCCGACACGAUCGAUCUGGAUGAAGAUGAGAAAGAAAUGCUUAGCGAGGCGCGUGCACGUCUUGCCAACACACAGGGUAAAAAGGCGAAGCGAAAGGCCCGAGAACGUCAAUUAGAAGAGUCCCGUCGACUUGCAGUGCUGCAAAAGCGUCGUGAACUUAAGAAUGCCGGUAUCAAUGUUAAGGUCGUGACUCGGAAGCCGGGCCAGAUGGACUACAACGCAGACAUUCCAUUUGAGAAGCCAGCCGCUCCAGGAUUCUACGAUACUGCAGAGGAGGAGAUGCGGAACGAGCGCCAGCGUGAAUUGUUCGACCCCCGAAAGCAGCAGCUGGCCAACAAGCGGAAGGGUGAUCAGGAUGACGAUGCCGAGCGCAAGAAGCGCAAGAACGACAAGAAUCCCAACGCUGCUGCAUUUGCCGCGGCUGCCCGUGCGGGUCAGAUGCAAAAGAUUCGAGAGGCAGAGCAAAGCAGCAUGCGACGGGGUCUGGUGCUGCCUGUUCCCCAAAUCAGCGAAGGUGAGAUGGAAGACAUUAUCAAGAUGGGCAUGGCCGGAGAAAAGGCCAGCCGAAUGAGCUCAGAUGAGGAAGGCACUCGGGGACUCAUUGGAAAGUAUGGAUCCAUUGUUGGAGGCACUCCCAUUCGUACGCCACGUGCUGCUCCUGAAGAUGACCGUAUCGCGAACGAGAUUAAGAAUAUUCGGGCUUUGACUGAAACACAAUCUUCUCUGCUUGGCGGAGAGAACACCCCCCUCCAUGAGGGCGGUUCAUCCACUGGCUUCGAGGGCAUCGCCCCCCGGAGACAAGAUAUCGUCACACCUAACCCCAUGGCGACACCUUUUCGACAGGCCAACGGUAUGGGCGCAACUCCUAUGCACGGCGGGAUCGGACCUGGUGCCACCCCACUGCGUACACCGCGCGAUCAUUUUGCUUUGAAUCAAGAUGGUGCAGCUGGACAGCUCAUAGGCAGCACACCACGAGACAUCAAGCUGCAUGAAAACUUCACACGCCAGCAGAUCCGCAGCAAGCUAUCCUCGCUCCCCAAGCCUAAGGAGUCGGAAUGGGAACUUGAAGAGCUCCCAUCUGAAACAGCCGAGCCCUCGGAGGUCGCGAUCAGCCAGGAAGAUGCGGCUGAGCGGGAUCGCAGAGAGCAGGAAGCACGGGAAUUGGCUGCCCAGGCAGAGUUCAAGCGUCAGUCACAAGUAUAUCAGCGUGGUCUCCCUCGACCAAUCGUCCUUGACAUUGAUGCUCUCAUGGCGCGUGCUUCCCAGGUUAACAACUCAAUCGAGGGCCUGAUUGCUCGGGAGGCCGCCGUACUAAUCGCAUACGACUCCCGGAAACACCCGGUCCCCGGUGCCAAGGUUGAGGGAAAAGCACCCAAACUGGGACGCCCGGACGAUGUCUAUAUGGAUUCAGCGCGCGCGGCUAUUGCAGCGGAGAUUGAGCAGCAGCAAGACGAGUGGCACGAAAAGUUUGACGGAGUAUGGUCGUCAACUCGCGCCAACGCUCUUCCAGGCCUAGAUGGCUAUGCCGACGAUGAAGAGCAAGAUCCAUUCCUGGAAGAACAACGAAUGAUCACCGCCUUCGAUAACGUUCAAACAACCCUGCUCGCCACCGCCGAGCAGGGUAACAAACUUGAAGGGAAGCUUGCCAAGGUCCACGGUGGAUACCAGAAACGAGCCAAGACACUCCGCUCUAAGAUCCUUGAGGCUAGUAUAGCUUUACCCAAGGCACAAGAUGACUUGGACGCUUUCCGCACACUUCAGAUCUCCGAAGAAGCUGCUGUUUCUCGGCGCCUGGAGAAGCUCCGCGAAGAUGUAUCCUUUGUCAUGCGCCGGGAGCGUGAGGCUCAGGAGCUGUACAGGACUCGAAAGGAGGAGUUAGAUGAACUGGUUGCUGGUACCGCCACUGUGAAUGGGUGGCAUUAA